Messenger RNA from Eutrema salsugineum, 1462 nucleotides. RefSeq lists its product as uncharacterized. The coding region runs from base 110 to 1462 and encodes 450 amino acids. The transcript is spliced from 4 exons. The record is from RefSeq and is a predicted model, not a curated record. Gene Ontology annotation, molecular function: DNA-binding transcription factor activity. Lineage: Eukaryota; Viridiplantae; Streptophyta; Magnoliopsida; Brassicales; Brassicaceae.
UCUUACGGUGCUUGAGAGACGUUUUUCUCUUUUCCUUUUUUGGUCUUAUCCAUACCAAAAAAAAGUAAGAGAGAAAGCAAUUAGACGAAGAGUAAAAAACAAAACAAAAAUGGCGGAUAAUAAUCACAAAGACGCUGAAGAUCAGUACUACGAUCAUUACUUGGACGAGGAUCUCUUGAAUGUUAUCAACAGUCCUGAUCGUAACUUAAUGGACUUAUCCUUCAACGAGGAUCCACUUCCUCAUCUUCCUCCUCUUUUUCCCCUACCCCCUCCCCCUCCUACACCAACCACCGAGGAUAUCAACGAAACCGAGUUGUUUCAAGAACUAUCAAUAUCUAUUUCUAACAGUGGUGAUACAAGCGAUAUGCUUGUAUCGCAGUUAGCCAAUGAGGGUUCCCUGACAUGGGAAAUGAUUGAUGAUGUAAAUGGAAGCAUCAACAAUGAUGUCUUAGGACAGAUUGUUGAUGACAAUGCUACAAAUGUCUGCGAAACAAGUCAACUUGAAGUAGGCACUCUAGUUUUUGGGGAACGCGGUACCAACUUUGAAAGUGGUGGUCCAUCAACAAUGCCUGUCCCGGCGGUUAGUAGGAUCGAACCGGGUUCUCUUGUUUUGGGGGAAUUCGGUCCGAAUUUCGAAACCGGUGGUACAUCAGCGACGCCUGUACCGGCGAGUAGGCCAACGGUAUCUGAAGGAAUCCUCGUAUGCACUUGUUGCAGCCCGCUUCGAGUUUUAGUCCAUUCUAAUGGCGAGGAGACGAUGAGACUUGAUAUUCAUGGAGGGAUUGGUUAUUUCUGCCAUGCGAUCUUCGAGACUCAACGCGUUGAUGGUUCUAACCAGCGUCAACAUCAUACAUAUCAUUUGAUUGAUAUGAGUAUGGAGGACGUGAAGAAGUUUUUAGAAGAUUAUUGCGCGGAGAUAGAAGCAGGAGGUUUUGUAAUGACGCAAGACACUAAUGAAGAUAUGUUUCAAGCGAUGAAUGCUUGCUACAGAAACAACCAGUUGUUUUUGUCAUCAUCGGGCAUUAAUGAUCUUCCAAUGUCUUUGGUUAUGCCUGAUAAAUCGCUUGGUGAUCCAUCUAUACCGGGGUAUGUUAGUUUGAGAGAUGAUCCCCCAGUGAAGAAAGGAAAGCCCCGCAGACAAACCCGUCUCGCUGCGCAGAGGGAGCGUACUAAAAAAAUGACACUGAAAGAUGUCAGUAUGCAUUUUCAUAUUCCAAUCGAACAAGCAUCUCGAAAAUUGAGUCUUUGUCCUACAGUUCUCAAGAAGAUUUGCCGGAGGGGAGGUUUAAAUCGCUGGCCACACCGCAGAGUAAAGAGUCUUUUAAGUAAGAUUAAUUCACUGAAAGAAGUUUUACGCACGGCAACGGAUCCUAGAGUUAGGAUGCGGGCGGAACAAGAGCUUGCAAGACUAGAGAAAAGACUUAGUAAAAUCUGCGGCGGCAUUCUCAGGAACUACAAGUGA